This is a messenger RNA of Colletotrichum destructivum, 773 nucleotides long. RefSeq lists its product as uncharacterized. The record is from RefSeq and is a predicted model, not a curated record. The coding region runs from base 1 to 720 and encodes 239 amino acids. The transcript has 2 exons. NCBI's taxonomy places the organism in Eukaryota, Fungi, Ascomycota, Sordariomycetes, Glomerellales, Glomerellaceae.
AUGUUGGAUUGUUUCCUCGCCGCACACCUCCUUUGUGCCGCACACCCUCCCUACGGCCUCGACUCCUUCUUCUAUUCAUCUCAUUAUCUCAUUCCUUUUUCUUUUUCUUUUUUUUUUUUUGCCGAGCCAGAUCUAGCGAUACGUUUGCGAGCUCUCCCCAUGCCUCGUCUGCCGCGACAUGGGCGCAUCGCACAUUGUGUCUAUAUAUGUUACUCGUUACCCGCUCCCACCUUGUCCACAAUCAUAAUCCUUCCACCCCGCCAGCGCUUCGUCUACUGUAGGCCCCUACGAAUAGGCCUGACCCCCGUCGCGAUCCUCAUUUGUUCCUGUGGCCGCCGUCCUUCGAGUACAAAAGAGCUGUCGUCGUCCAUAGACAAAGCAUUGUGUGCACAGCACAUAAAUAGCCGUUGUCUCAUCCCCUGCAUCUGCCAAGGACGCAAAAGAGCCCUCAACCCACUCCAGUUUGCAACCCCUUGGGGACUUCGGAGCCUGCCUUGUUGUAAACAGACAGACAUACGCUUUUUCUCCUCCCUCUCCCUUUUUUUUCUCUCCAUCGGCCUCACCCGACCAUUCAACCGGAUUGUCACUCGGCUUCUUUCCCUCUCGACCGACAGCAGAUGCGACGGCCGAGGCCCACCAUCCCAAGUCCCUAGUCGCUUAUGUCCAGCAGCGCCUUUCCAUUACUCGCAAGCCACCGUUAGGUCUUGGCCGUGCCUCUAGACACAGGCAUACCCCAGACGACGUGCCAACUGACUGCACCGCCCACCGACUAA